CCAGAAAUGGCCGGCGGCGGGGCGGAGUCAAUUGCGUGCGCCGGAUACUGGGUCCCGCGCUGCAGCUGUUGCCGCCGCCGGCAACCCCUAGCCGCCGCCCACCUGAGGAGGAGCCCCGGGAAGUGUUGCUGUUGCCGGUCGCUGCAGCCGCGGGCUCCAGGUGCAGACGGGAGCCGGCCAGAACCAUGUUGGGCAGCGGCGCCAAGGCGACCAAGCCCUCCUUCGUGUCCUACAUCAGCCCGGAGGAAAUACACAUAAAGAAACCCACAGAAAAGGAAGUAAAUCUACACUUAUUGCCAGGUGAACUGCUGCUUUGUGAGGCAAGCACGGUAUACAAAUACAUACAAGAAGAUGGGUCAGAUCGUGGCACCUAUGGGAAACUUGUAUGCACAAACUUCAAGAUUGCUUUCCUUGAUGAUGAUUCUGCUACAAAUGAAAAUGAGCCACAAUUUAAGAAUAAGAUUGUAGGAGAAAAUGACAUAACCCUGCAAUGUGUAGAUCAAAUCUAUGGAGUUUAUGAUGAGAAAAAGAAGCUUCUAACUGGACAACUGAGAAAAUACCCAGAAAAGCUAAUUAUCUACUGUAAAGAUCUUAGAGUAUUUCAUUUCUGCCUGAGGUACACAAAAGAAGAGGAAGUGAAGAGAAUCGUCAGUGGUAUAGUCCAUCACAGCCAGACUCCUAAGCUGCUUAAACGCUUGUUUCUGUUUUCUUAUGCAUCAGCUGCCCCAAACAACACAGAUGGAAGAAACCAAACUGUGAUGUUUGAUACUCUUGAAGACUGGCGUUAUGAAUUGGAGCGGACCAAAGGGAAUGUGAAAUACAAAGCAGUGACUACCAAUGAAGGUUACAGAGUGUCUGAAAAGCUGCCUCUGUAUUUCGUUGUUCCCAUAUGCAUUUCUGAAGAGAGCAUCUUGAAGUAUGAAGGCAGAGGCAUUCCUAUCUGGUGUUGGUCUUGCCACAGUGGUGCUGCUCUUCUCAAAAUGUCUGCAUUUCCCAAAGAACAGGAUGACAGCACUUCACAAAUGCAAAAAGCCUUCUUGGAUGGAAUCUAUAAGACAAUUAGCAAACCUCCUUAUGAACUUCUGAAGACAGAGGACUUGUCAAGCAGCCUUCCAUCUUUGCAAGAUAUUCAGACUGCAUAUACAAGAUUUAAACAGCUGUUUUUGAUAGAUAACAGCACAGACUUCUGGGCAACCGAUGUGAAAUGGUUUUCAUUACUGGAGAGCACAAACUGGCUAGAGAUAAUCAGGCGAGUCUUGAAGAAAGCAAUAGAAGUUGCAGAGUGUCUGGAAAGACAGCAUACAAAUGUUCUCCUUAUAGAAGAGAGUGCUACUGAUCUGUGCUGUGUAAUCUCUAGCCUGGUUCAAGUGAUGAUGGAUUCAUACAGCAGAACAAAAUCAGGGUUUCAGAGCCUUAUUCAGAAGGAGUGGGUGAUUGGAGGACACAGCUUUUUGGAUCGUUGUAACCACUUACAUAAAAGUGACAAAGAUGAGGCUCCUGUUUUUCUGCUCCUGCUAAAUUGUGUUUGGCAGUUGGUACAACAGUAUCCUCCAGCAUUUGAGUUCACAGAAACUUACUUAACUGUUUUGUCAGACAGCCUCUAUGUGCCUAUUUUUAGCACUUUCUUCUUCAAUUCACAACAUCAGAAAGACAUUAAUACGAGUGGUGAAAGCCUCAAGAUACAAAGCGGUCCUUUCAGAUUUCUUACUGUGUGGGACUGGUCUGUGCAGUUUGACCCCAAGGCCCAGGCUUUCCUGAACAACCCUCUUUAUGCAGAGAAACCAAAGCCAGAUAAAAGUCAACGGAAAACUGCACGUUUCAAACAUCAACGGCAACUUUCUUUGCCAUUGACACAAACAAAGUCUUCCACGAAGAGAGGAUUUUUUAGGGAGGAAACAGAUUACUUAAUUAAAAACAUUCUUGGUAAAAGAAUUGGCAAGUUCAUAAAUUCUUCAGAUGAAUCUCCUAACAGCUUCAGGGAAUUUUAUGAUAGCUGGCAUAGCAAACCUGUUGACUAUCAUGGCCUUCUGUUACCUCGCAUCGAUGGCCCUGAAAUCAAAGUCUGGGCACAACGGUAUUUACGAUGGAUUCCUGAAGCUCAGCUUCCUGGAGGUGGUACAAUAGCUACAACUGCCAAGAUUUUGGAGUUGAUGGAGGAAGUGCAAAGCCUGCAGGUAAAAAUGGAUGAAGAACAUAGCCAAGGUACUUUUGGAGAUGUACAUUCUGUUCCUAUGCUGAGAAAUUCUGCCCGUUUGUCAUCCUUGUUUCCAUUUGCUUUACUUCAGAGACAAUCUGUCAAACCAGCUUUGCCAACUAGUACCUGGAAAGACUUGGAAGAUGAAGAUGAUUUGGUCAAGAGGGAUGAUGAAUUUGUUGAUCUAGGUGGUGAAAUGUUAUAAAGUCUAUACAAAUGCACGUAUGAAUUGUGUGGUUAAGCUCUGAGCUUUAAAUUUUAUGCUGUAUCAACGUAUAAGGAACUCACUCAAGCAUCUGCAGCCUUUUUAAUGGGUUUGUGGGUUAAAAAAGAAUUGGUUGGAAAGAACUAACUGCCGUGAUAUAACUGAGCAUAUUUUGAACUUGGAUUUCACUCUAACAGUAUUUGUUGUAGAAACACAUUUUUAGCAUAAGUGUAAUAAAAGAAAUAAUCUAGGCUGGAGUAGCCAUAUGGCCACAUUGUUUCGAAACAAAGAGAAAAGAACCCCAGAAAAUACGAAACAACCAUCCACAACAAACACCUAUUAUUUUCUUAGGUAAAGGUGGAGUACUAAACAAAUACAGCAACAGCCACUCUCAACACAAACCUCUUUCCUUUGUGCUAAAAGUACUAGGACUGGCAGUGCUGUGACUAGGAACAUAUACCCCUGCAUUGCUCCCUCACGUGAAAUAAGCAGGGAAAGGUGCAACUAAAUGUGCAUUCACAAGUAAGCUUUUUACAGCUGAGGAAUAAACAUGGGGAUAUCAGAGGUUUUCUGUCUACUGUGGCAUCAGUUGGAGUUGUAUGCUUGUCAAACUCAUCUUUUCUAACAGUGUUCAUCUUUGACUUGCAGCACUUCACCCUGUGAAGUAUUAUCAUCACAGCUUGGCUGCUCUAAGCCUGUGCAUGCACUUAGCUUACUGAUCAGAUGCAAGUGCUUAACUACACAUUUCAAGUCUUACUGUGUGGCUGCUGUGCUAUAUGCCUUUGCUGCCUUGGAAUAGUAAAUCCCAAAUGUUUGCUUUUCAUUGUAAGAAAUGACUUGACUGUGGGAUUGUGAUUUGCCCAUGAGUUGUUUUUUUUGUUGUUUUUUUCCCCCCUCCCUUUUAACAGAGUUAGACUUUUUGACUUCCCUGUUUAUGCCAGUUGCCUUUGAGGCUGUCUGUAGCUUGCACUGAGACCCUCUAUCUAGAAGGGAAGACUCCUUUUUUUGUAAUCCUGCAGUGAAAGCUGGGUUUGCCAUCUGUUGCCACUUCUCAUGAGUUGGUGGUACAGCUCAUGAAUGUGGUGUUCGUACCAUAUGAACACUUGCAUCCUGUUCUUGGAUGUUACAACAGUACCUCUGAAUAAAGCCAUAAAGAAAUGCCUGUUGACUUUGAUCUACUGUGUGUAUGUUUAUAUAUAAAGUAUUUUUACUGCAGAUAAUUGUCCUUUGUAAAGCUAGAUUUUAUUUGACUGUCAGAUCUAUUUUGAACCUUUAAAUUCUAGAAUAUCCCAAGAAUGCAUACAAGUCAUAAUCAGUUAGACUGAUAGGGUGAACACUGAAUGUUUUUGCUGUUCUCAUACCAGUUUAGACAUCCAUGCUGGAAAACUUACCUGGUGGAGAAACUGUUGCUUUAAAUGGAAACAGCUCAGUGUAAUCGGGGAUAUUAAACUGGGUUACUGGUUAAUCACACUGAGCUGUAUUACUGUGUAUAGCAAAAAUUUAUCAGCUCUCUAAAGACAACUUUCAGUAUGUUAAAACAAAUGUAUUAAUGGGGAGAGUGGGAGAGGUUAAUGCAACUAUGCCAAACUGAAGCUUCUCAACAGUUGAUUGCCUUAAGUCUUAGUAGUGGGAGGGCAAUACUUGAGUUUGUAGCAUUUAAUUUAAAAAUACACUAGUACUUAUGCUUUAUUCCGUGAUACAUAACGGUUUUGUAGCUGCACUUGCUAGAAUGGACUGUCCAGCACACAUCUUUCAGACUUUAUUACUGUAGUUCAAGUGACUCAUAUGCAAUAAUACCUUGCAUGUUGAUUGAGAAAUGCCUUUUUGUGGAGAAGAAAUCUGUCAUUCAAACUCAAGAUAUUAAGAUUUUUUUUUUAACACUGCCAUUAGCAAAAAAAAUUAAAUGGAUAUUUCUAUACUUUUGAUCAAACUGUUGUAAUGUUUCAGUUACUACAUAUUUAUAUUAAAGAACAGAUGUUGGACAUCUUUGUACAUACAUUAUAAGGAGUUUAUACAGAAAAGAAACAUAUGUGGAAUUGAACAUACAAAAACUUCUAAUGUAGAAUAAAUAUCAUUGUUACUGUUUUUUUCUGCACUGUGGGAUUGAAAAUGUACUUUAAUAUUUGUACUCCAGGCUUCUGUUUAUACCUCUCAAGUUUCUACACUGAAUGCAAGCUACAAGAUUUACGGUUUUGUUUGGGUCUUUGGGGAGGGUGGUUAGACUUUUUUGUUUGUUUUAAUACUGUUACUUCUCUAAAAGGAUGUUCAGAGACCAAUAAAAUGUACUUUGGUAUACUUGUCUUGAAA
Molecule: messenger RNA, 4706 nt
Organism: Pogoniulus pusillus (Red-fronted tinkerbird)
Lineage: Eukaryota; Metazoa; Chordata; Aves; Piciformes; Lybiidae
Gene: MTMR12
Product: myotubularin related protein 12
Exons: 16
Coding region: 186-2399 (737 amino acids)
Biological process (GO): phosphatidylinositol dephosphorylation
Cellular component (GO): membrane; cytoplasm
Molecular function (GO): phosphatidylinositol-3-phosphate phosphatase activity
Source: RefSeq, a predicted model, not a curated record